CUCGUCAACGUAACACUAACCUGGGAACUAACAGAGAGCUACAUCCCAAGUGUUCUCCACCAAAAAUCAAGCCGACCUCUUCUACCUCUUGCACCCGAUGAACAUCACCAUAUUUCAACAAGAUGCUAGCUAAAUUCGGCCUGUUCGCGAUCUUCCUAGUCCUGGGGACCUCCGCCUUCGAUGUCGAACCGGAGGAAUCCUCUCCUGGCCGUGCGCGCUUCUCCUCCAGUAGCCCCUCGGAUGUGGCUGGGUGCUUGAAUGGUGCUCUAGCUGUGGGAUGUGGAACAUUUGCCUGCCUGGAGAAUUCUACCUGUGACACGGAUGGCAUGCACGAUAUCUGCCAACUGUUCCUCCACACCGCAGCUACCUUCAACACACAAGGUAAGACAUUUGUAAAGGAGAGUCUGAGGUGUAUUGCCAACGGCGUCACAUCUAAAGUGUUCCAGACCAUCAGGCGCUGUGGAAUCUUCCAGAGGAUGAUCUCUGAGGUCCAGGAGGAGUGUUACAGUAGACUGGACAUCUGUGGUGUGGCUCGCUCCAACCCUGAGGCCAUUGGAGAGGUGGUACAGGUACCUGCACACUUCCCCAACAGGUACUACAGCACUCUGCUUCAGUCCCUGCUGGCCUGUGAUCAGGAGACAGUGGCGGUUGUCAGGGCGGAGUUUGUUUCUAGGCUGGGGCCAGACAUGGAGACCCUCUUCCAGCUGCUGCAGAACAAGCCUUGCCCCCAGGAGUCUAACCAAGGUGCUAACUCCGCCCCCGCCGGCUGGCACUGGCCAAUGGGGUCUCCCCCCUCCUUCAAGAUCCAGCCCAGCAUGAGAGGAAGAGACCCCACCCACCUGUUCGCUAGGAAACGCUCUCUGGAGGUGUCGGAUAGAGAGAUGGAGUAAAGAGGAGACAAACACUACCGGUCAAAUGUUUUAGAACACCUGCUCAUUCCAGGGUUUUUCUUUAUUUCUAC
This is a messenger RNA of Oncorhynchus kisutch (coho salmon), 961 nucleotides long. It is a transcript of the gene stc1l, whose product is annotated as stanniocalcin 1, like. Gene Ontology annotation, cellular component: extracellular region. Gene Ontology annotation, molecular function: hormone activity. The coding region runs from base 123 to 890 and encodes 255 amino acids. Lineage: Eukaryota; Metazoa; Chordata; Actinopteri; Salmoniformes; Salmonidae. The record is from RefSeq and is a predicted model, not a curated record. The transcript has 5 exons. Gene Ontology annotation, biological process: intracellular calcium ion homeostasis.